CACAAACGCCACUUGCAGUGUGGGUGCAGCUACUUGUUCUCGGUUGAUGGUACUUUCCAUGUUUAAAUAAUACAAUACUACAUUUCGUUGUGCUUUAGGUUAAGCUGGUCGUGUCAUACUGAAAGACUCGUACGAACAUGGCGGCGGUAUUUACCAGAUUCUUGGGCCUGAUGUUACUUGUUUGUUCCAUUCGUGAAUCAUCCGCUUCAGAAGAUAUAACGGUGUACAUGGACGAGAUGUGCUACGUGCCAAUCAAUUUCGACUUGAUUGAUGCCACGGAACAAAUAGUGAAAAUAUCCAGGUUCAAUACCUACCCUGCCAACAGUACCUGUUUUGUCAAGGUGGUGGCUAGAUCAGGCUACAGACUGAUGUUCAAAUUCCUGUCUGUUGAGAUGGACACUUGUAACGACUUCAUGGGUGUGUACGGCGAUACCAUUACAGCUCCAGAUGCGAUAAAUGCAUUUGUGUGUGUCCAGCCACACAACGUAUACACCACCCUAGGCUCGACAGGCAACUUGCUAUUCCUCAGUGAUGGAGUUGGAAAUGACGGAGGGAUGAGUAUCCUGGUAACAAUGUUCAAGACCAAGAAUGGCGAUUGUGGCAAGAAACAAUUCAACUGCGAUAAUAAUCGCUGCAUCCAUGACGACCUGAAAUGCAACUCCCGGGACAACUGCGGCAACAACCAGGAUGAGGAGGAGGGCUGUCGGUGGUGGCUCGGCUUGGUAAUCGGUCUGACCGCGACGGCGGUCAUCUCAACUACUGCAUUGAUCAUCUUCAUAAUAUUCUUGAAGAAAUAUUCGGGUCGUAAAAGGAUUCAAACCCAACCUGUUCGAGGCUGGGUCCUCAAUCAACCCCAUCAGGGCUGGGCGAUGACUCAGGCCUCGCAGAGCUCAGGGGGCCAACCCCACGUGCAAAAUGUAACACAUCCGUACCCCACAAAGAACGGCAACCUCACACAGUACUCAAAUAUCGAACAGGCACCCACGGUUCAUAGUCAGCAGUCCUCCCUUGAGACUCCAAGCUUUUCUGAUCCCCCGACCUAUAUGGAGACAGCACCCGCACCAUUUAACUACACCCUCCCAGCGGACACCGUUAUGGCACCUGCCCCUGCUCCAGUGAUGGCCUCCUCAGUAACAGGAGGGACGGGGGCCUACGGGCCACAACAAAUAUAACUCUAAAAUUAAACAAUGUAGGCAGGUCACUCUUAUGCCAGAAGUCCGUUGUGAUAUAUUUCAUAAAUCACACACACACCGUGACACACAGACAGUCGUGAUAUACUUCAUAAAUCACACACACCGUGACACACAGACAGUCCUGAUACUCUUCUUAAAGCAGACACACCAUGGCACACAGAGAGUCCUCGUAUACUUCAUAAAGCACACACACCGUGACACACAGACAGUCGUGAUAUACUUCAUAAAGCAGACACACCGUGACAUACUGACAGUCGUGGUAUACUUCAUAAAUCACACACACCGUGACACACAGACAGUCCUGAUAUACUUCAUAAAGCACACACACCAUGACACACAGACAGUCCUGAUAUACUUCAUAAAGCACACACACCGUGACACACAGACAGUCCUGAUAUACUUCAGACAAUGCGUGCACUGUAUGCAGACAAUGCGUGCACUAUAUACAGACAAUGCGUGCUCUGUAUACAGACAAUGCGUGCACUGUAUACAGACAAUGCGUGCACUGUAUACAGACAAUGCGUGCACUGUAAGAGAAUGUGUGUAGUGUCUACAGAUAAUGCAUGCACUGCACAGACAACGUGUGUACUGUACACAGACAAUGCAUGCACUGUACAUAGACAAUUUGUGUACUGUACACAAACAAUGCAUGCACUGUAUACAGACAAUGUGUGUACUGUACACAGACAAUGCAUGCAAUGUACACAGACAAUGCAGGCACUGUACACAGACAAUGUGUGUACUGUACACAGACAAUGCAUGCACUGUACACAGACAAUGCAUGCAAUGUACACAGAAAAUGUGUGUACUGUACACAGACAAUGCAUGCAAUGUACACAGACAAUGCAGGCACUGUACACAG
Messenger RNA from Haliotis rufescens (red abalone), 2055 nucleotides. RefSeq lists its product as uncharacterized. Bases 138 to 1172 code for a protein of 344 amino acids. The transcript is spliced from 5 exons. Gene Ontology annotation, molecular function: protein binding. The record is from RefSeq and is a predicted model, not a curated record. Lineage: Eukaryota; Metazoa; Mollusca; Gastropoda; Lepetellida; Haliotidae.